This is a messenger RNA of Salvelinus fontinalis (brook trout), 3671 nucleotides long. RefSeq names its product mucin-3B-like. NCBI's taxonomy places the organism in Eukaryota, Metazoa, Chordata, Actinopteri, Salmoniformes, Salmonidae. The transcript has 11 exons. The record is from RefSeq and is a predicted model, not a curated record. The coding region runs from base 48 to 2135 and encodes 695 amino acids.
CAACUACAGUGGGAACGACCCUUGAAGAUCACACAACAACGUUAGAAAUGACAACAUUUCCAGCUGAAACAACUACCAUUGUUACACAAGGACCAUCAGCUAGCCCAACGAUAGAAGCAAUAACCACAACACAGUCUCCAACUCCACCAUCUACCACACCCUUUUUAACUACUGAAACUACAUUACCUUUCACAACCACACCCAACACACCUUCUUCAACUACAUCAACUACCCCACCUACCACACCUUCUUCAACUACAUCAACUACCCCACCUUCUUCAACUACAUCAACUACCCCACCUACCACACCUCCAACUACGUCAACUACACCUACCACACUUUCUCCAACUACCCUAACUACAUCAACUACCCCUUCUACCACACCUAUCCCAACUACCCGUUCUACUACACCUAUCCCAUCUACCCCUUCUACCACACCUAUCCCAACUACCCCUUCUACCACACCUAUCCCAACUACCCCUUCUACUACACCUAUCCCAACUACCCCUUCUGACACACCUAUCCCAUCUACUUCACCUAUCCCAACUACCCCUUCUACUACACCUACCCCUUCUACAACACCUAUCCCAUCUACCCCUUCUACCACACCUAUCCCAACUACCCCUUCUACUACACCUAUCCCAUCUACCUCUUCUACCACACAUAUCCCAUCUACCCCUUCUACCACACCUAUCCCAUCUACCCCUUCUACCACACUAAUCCCAACUACCCCUUCUACCACACCUAUCCCAUCUACCCCUUCUACCACACCUAUCCCAACUACACCUUCUACUACACCUACCCCAACUACCCCUUCUACUACACCUACCCCAACUACCCCUUCUAAUACAACUACCCCUUCUACUACACCAACUUCAACUACCCCUUCUACUACACCUACCCCAACUAACCCUUCUACUGCACCCACUCCAACUUCUACAACUGCAUCUCCUUCAUUGACGUCACCUUCACUCUCAACAACUGGACCUCCGAUAUUUGUAACUGUGGACACCAUUGAAGUAUCAACAGACGUCACUGUUAGACUCAACAAAACAUUUAAAAAGGAAUACAGUGACCCAUUAACACAGGAAUACCAAGAUUUUACAGAAAAUUUCACUAACGACAUGACCUUACUGUACAACCGCACUAUGAACAAUUUUAUCGGCAUAGUAAUAAUAGGACUCAGGAAUGGCAGUGUCGUGGUGGAGCAUGUGGUUCUACUGCGCAUAGAGAAUGGGAAGAAUUUAAGUCAUGAGAUUGCUGAGUCAGAACAACAGAUCAAGGACAUUCUCAACACGGCCAAAAACUGCACCACAGGUCAAGUAGGCUGUAUUGGGGUGGACAUAAUUGGAGAUGUCAUAGUAAAAAAUUCCACAUUCGAUAAAGAAUCGGUAUGCGACCCGGCCAAACUAGAUAAGGACUUGAGGAUAUACUACCAUGCAGCACAAAUAGAUGGGCGACUGGUCUGUGUCUCUCCCUGUGCCUCCGGACACAACAGGGAAAAGAACUGCAACACCGGCACCUGUAGUAUGUCAAGGGACGGCCCGGUCUGCAGAUGUAACCAGGACUACUGGUACCUAGACUCCGAUUGCUACGGUCCUAUCCUGAAGAGGGACCUCUUUGCCGCGCUACUGACCCUGGCAGGACUGGUGAUAGCAGCCGUGGGGGUCAUGGUGGUCUAUGUGCCCUGGCAUAGACGACAAUUACAUAGGGUGAAAGACAUCCAUACAAAACAAGUUAACCAGUGGCUGGAGGAAGACUUUGAAUGGCCCAACAGGCCAAAUACAGGUGGCCACUUGGUUGGUUCAAGUAGUACAACAGUCCUAACAGAGAAUGAGCCUAACCCACCUUAUGGUGGCCGAGUGGGCUUGCAGUACGACGCAGAGGGAGAUUCCCUGUCAUCCUCCAGUACAAGGCUUCCGUCUCCCUACCAUGGAACACAGGCACAGGUGUCCAGGAGGAGGUCUGAGACCAUCUGCUAUGACUACAGCUCCUGGGGCGCUGAUAGGGACGCCAUUCAAGUCAUACAGACUACUGCCACCUCAUCAGGGCAGCAUUUUACAUUGAGUGACCCUGGCAGCCAAUCAGAGCUCAGGAUCAGCAUACCGGAGAUAAGGACUGACUCUGAGAUCUAGUGGGAAAUCCUCAAGUCUUAAACAGAACUGGACAAAGAAGAGGAUAAUACAUUUAAAGAAGUGUUUCUCAUCGACCAACGGAAUAAAACAGACAGAAAAAGGAUCUCUAACGGACAGUCUCCUCUUUGGGAGCGAAGCCUGAAUAACAGUUGUGGGACAAUGCUUUAUUAACACUACACAGGAUUGUCCAAAGCAGUUUGGUUUCCAUGAACUCACUGAUACAGGAGGACGUGAAACCCAACCUCCGAUUCAUUCAUGGAAUAAUCUGCUCUCAAAUCUAUUACCUAUCAGGAUAUCUAAGGAAACAACAUGUUUUAUAUGCUGUACUUCAGUGAUGCAUGUUUACAAUAAGUCUGAACAAUGAUAUAUGUAACUUAUAAUAGUUGGCCAAUUAACAUGGCUUGUUUUGCACUUUGGUACCACAACAAAUGAAUUUAACUAAUGUUGUAAUAUCACAUGUAUAUAAUAAUAUGUCCUAACAAUCUGUCUGUAUACAGAACAGAUAUUGCACUGUGGUAGUUCUUAUACAAACAAAACAUAUUUAAAAUGUCUACAAAAAACUAAGUUAUUUCCCAACUCAUUUUUGUAAACUGAAUAAUGUUAAACCAAUAAAUAAAAUUGCAAAUUCUGUUAAAAAAAUAUGGCGUUCACACAUAAAUAGAACAAUAAACGCAACUGAUGAAAUUGGCAGUCAAAUGAACAAUGAAUGAACAAUGAAUGAAGGCCAGAGUGAGCCAUUUCUAGUCAGUGGCGCAUGCUCACGCUCUUGAUCUCGUUGUUUGGCUGCAUGUUCAACGUUCUUGUUCUUUGGUUGUUCGCUCAUCUCGUCUUUCCCUGUGCUCAAGCUCUAAUUUAUGUUACUCCUACUUUGCCUUUGGUUCUAACUCCCUCGGUUGCACGUCAACGGGACUCACCCCACUACCCGUAGCACCUUUUUCAUCAGUCCUCUCCGUAAAGAUUUCCUCAUCCACCGAUCAGCGCUUUGACUACUGCUUUUGGAUCGCCAGAUGCCACUUUGAUGUCAUAAUUCUUUGCGAUGAUGAGCAGAUUUGCCUUCGUACAUUUAUCUAUCAUCUCCCAUGUAGGGUUUUCCACAAAUGCUUCCAACUAGCCUGUGUGAUAUUGCAGCUUAUAAAAUUAUUCCACCAAUCUUAUAACCCAUUAGGGGGGAUGUCAGUGACAGCAACUCUACCACAAAAGUGUAUUUUGAACACUCAAAUAUCUGGGCACAGCAGAGCUUCACAGUCGGAGAUUAGAGCAACUAUCACAGGAAACAAGAUCCCGGAUGAGCCCCCAUUUUGUUACGUUCCCCAGCAAGAAACCAAAACGUUUCACUCAAACAGAAGGGGGAACUAACAAAGAGUCACUAACAACACCCAAAACAAAAGGGAAGGUCUCACGUGUUAACCCGCUAACGUCCAACCUCUAAAUAUUAAUGGAAGAACAAAAACCUGUAACAGGUCAGUUAUGGAUGGAUGUGUAGGUUCAGAACUUGUUGUUGGCAUGUCAUGCCCAAGUUUGCUAAUCAUGCCAAUA